Molecule: messenger RNA, 2341 nt
Organism: Charadrius vociferus (killdeer)
Lineage: Eukaryota; Metazoa; Chordata; Aves; Charadriiformes; Charadriidae
Exons: 13
Coding region: 1-2247 (748 amino acids)
Biological process (GO): dephosphorylation
Molecular function (GO): protein tyrosine/serine/threonine phosphatase activity; polynucleotide 5'-phosphatase activity
Source: RefSeq, a predicted model, not a curated record
AUGGGAAUUUCCACCGAGUUCAAUGGGACUAUUCAAUUUUUCAUUUACAUUGCCAAAGACUCUUCUUUGAUUAAAAACGAUAAAGACUCCACAACUUCAAAGAAUGACUCCACUAAAAAUGUAAGUGUCCAUCUGAUGUUUAGUAACUGUACAGAGAUCAAAAAAAGUGAAGUUACACUAAAAGAAAUACGCAAAAGUGAACAGUGCCCACUUUCACCGCUGUCUCCUGCUCUGCCUGCUCCUGCUUUCAGCAUGGUAAAGAAGAAUACUAUCCCUGAUGGAUGGCGGAGUUUGACACCAGUUGGACAGCCUAUACCAGGAACUAGAUUUAUUGCAUUCAAAGUACCUUUAAAAGGGGCAAUUAACCAGAGGCUUACCCCAACUCAGAAAUUUACACCAAAAGACUUAAUUGCUGCAAUGAAAGCCCUAAAUGUGGAGCUUGGAUUAAUUAUUGAUUUAACAUAUACCACACGAUACUAUGAAGUUAAGGAUUUACCUAAAAGUGUGCAGUAUAAGAAACUUUAUACUGUUGGACUUGAAGUCCCCGAUAAUGCCACUAUCCUACAGUUCAAAAAAUGGGUCAGAAAAUUCCUAUGGGAAAAUGCAGGAAAUGAGAAACUCAUUGGCGUUCACUGUACUAAUGGAAUUAAUAGAACUGGCUACCUUAUAUGUAGAUAUCUUAUAGAUGUUGAAGGCUGGGAUCCAGAGGCAGCAAUCCAAGCUUUUGGUGAUGCUAGAGGUCAUCGCAUGGAUGGUCUUGUGUACCUCACAGAUCUCAGAACACAGCCAAUGAGAAGUAACCUUGGAAUGGAUGUAUGGGAUUCAGAUGAAGAUAUUAUUCCCCCACCACAUGCAAUGGAAGGACCUGCAGAGCGGCUCCCAAAUGAAGAUUUUCAGGGGUCUGGGAAAAGAUUAAGAAUUUAUGAUGACCACUCUCACAAUGAUUUGCAAGGACAGAUGCAGUUGAGAGAUUUUGAUUUCAUUAAUAAGAGACCUGGACAAAGACGAAGACCAUUUCAUGACCAUCAGACUCAGGAUGAUUUAAGAGCACCAAUGCAGAUGAGAAAUUGGGACUACAAUAGGGGACCAGGACAGAGACGAAGACCCUUUCCUGAUCAUCAGUUUUAUGAUGAUUAUCAAGAAGAUGUGCAGCUGAAGGACCUAGACUUCAGUAACAAGGGACCUGGACAAAGGUUGAGACCUUUUCACGGACACCAGUUUCAUGAUGAUUUACAGGCAGAGAGACAAUCGAGGGGCAUCAAAUUUAACAGAGGCUGUGGACAAAGGCAGAGAUCUUUCGCUGACCAUCCACCUCAUGAUGAUUUGCAGGAAGACAGGCAGUCAAAGGAUUUUGAUUUUGGUAGCAGGGGCCGUGGCCAGAGACGAAGACCGUUCCAUGACCACCAAUCUCAUGAUGAAUUUCAGGCUCAGAUGCAGUUGAAGGAGUUAGAUUGUGUCAACAAAGGUCCUGGCCAAAGACUAAGAUCUUUCCAUGACUAUCAGUCACAUGAUGACUUACAGCCACAGAUGCAAUUGGGAGACUUUGAAUUUGUUAAUAGGGGUCGUGGGCACAGGUUGAGACCUUUCAAUGAUCACCAGCCUCACAGUGACUUACAAACAGAAAUGCAACUAAAAGAUUAUGAUAAUAAAGGUCCUGGACAAAGGCGGAGACCUUUUCAUGACCAUCAGCCUUAUGAUGACUUACAGGAACAGACUCAGUUAAAAGAUUUCGAUUAUGUUAAUAAAGGGCAUGGACAAAGGCCAAAACUUUUUCAUGAUCAUCCAGGUCACGAUGACUUGCCACGUGAUUGGUGUUCAGACAGAAGUCAAUCUUUUUCUUCCCAUGAAAAUGUACCAGAACCUCAUUUCUCCUCAUCUCCUUCACUUCACAGAGAUUAUGGGUCUGAUAAUGAUGACUUUAACAGAAGUUAUAGUAAUCGACCAAGUUGUCCUGAAGACAAUAGGAGAAUGCAUCCCUCAGAUGAAUUUAAUAGAGGAAAAAACAGAUAUGCACCAUAUUCUUCACGAACAAUGCAUCCAUCUUCAUCUGUACACCAAGAAAAUAGUUCAAUAGACUAUGAAAGAAAACCUUUUCAAGGUGAAACUACCAGAGAGAUGGAACAAAGCAAAAGAUUACCAGUUGUAACAGUUGAUUACAAUUACGGUCUGCCAUUAGAGUAUGGACCUGAAGAGGAAGAGAGAACACAUUAUGAUUUACCUCCAAGAGACCGCUACAACUGGAACUGAAUAAAAAGGACAAUGUUUGCUCAGCUUAGACUUACUUCUACCCAUUUUACUUUGUAUGUGGACCAAUUAUUUUUUUUUUAACAAAUUAGGAGAA